Molecule: messenger RNA, 2222 nt
Organism: Salvia miltiorrhiza (redroot sage)
Lineage: Eukaryota; Viridiplantae; Streptophyta; Magnoliopsida; Lamiales; Lamiaceae
Product: pectinesterase
Exons: 3
Coding region: 274-2025 (583 amino acids)
Biological process (GO): cell wall modification
Molecular function (GO): pectinesterase activity; pectinesterase inhibitor activity
Source: RefSeq, a predicted model, not a curated record
CUACAAGAUUCGACUUCAAUGGCAGCCACAAGGAGCCACAAAAUACUAACAUCAUUAGCUCGCCUAUCAUCAAUUAAAACUUCAUAAAAAACGGCAUUAUUAUUAUUAUUAUUAUUACUAUUAUUAUUAUUUAUUUUAUUUAUUUAUGUAUUUAUUUUUUCUUGUUUUUUCCAAGCAUUGUUAUUACAUUAUAAAUGGAACGUUCACUCAUUCUAUCCGAAGCGACUCUCAACCAAUCCCUUAUCUCCUUCCCCAAAUCCGUAAUUUCAAAAAAUGUCCCGCUUUCGGCAAUUCUUCGCCGGAAAAUCAUUUUCCGGCGACAAAACCACCCGGAAAAAACUCUUCCUAUCUCUCCUGGCCACAGUCGUGCUCGUCGCCGCCGUAGUCGGCGUCGUUGCCGGAGUCAAAUCCAGACAGCACAGCUCGGACGGCGGCGACAGCGCCAGCCUCAAAAUCUCCGGUGCCCACGCCAUCGCCAGGUCCUCGUGCAGCAGCACAUUGUACCCGGAGCUCUGCUACUCCGCCAUCGCCGAGUCUCUCGACGGCGAGAAGGUGAAAUCCCCAAAAGACAUCAUCUUCCUGUCGCUGAACGUCACGAUCGCCGCCGUGCAGCGGAACUACGCCGCCAUCGGGAAGCUGCUCGCCGGCGACAAGGGCAACUUCACGAAGCGGGAGAAGGCGGCGCUAGGCGACUGCCUUGAGACGCUCGAUGAGACGCUCGACGAGCUGGAGACCGCCGUGAAGGAGCUGAGCGAGUAUCCGUUUAAGAAGUCGAUCGAGGCGCACGCCGACGACCUCAAAACCCUCCUCUCCUCCGCCAUCACCAACCAGGAGACCUGCCUCGAUGGCUUCUCGUACAAUAAGGAGGACAAGCAUGUACGAGAUGUCUUUGUCGGAGGGCAGGUCGUCCGCGUCGAGAAGCUAUGCAGCAACUCGCUUGCAAUGCUCUGUAACAUGACGAAGAAGGAUAUGGAGGAGGAGCGGAAGCUCAACGGCGGCCGGAAGCUCGCCGAGGCGGAGGGCGGCUGGCCGGAGUGGCUGUCCGCCGGGGAUAGACGGCUGCUGCAGUCCUCGUCUGUGACGCCGAACGUCGUUGUGGCGGCGGACGGCAGCGGGAACUACAAGACAGUGGCGGCGGCGGUCGCGGCGGCGCCGGAGAAGAGCAGCAAAAGGUAUAUAAUUAGGAUUAAGGCCGGGGUGUAUAGAGAAAAUGUGGAGGUGCCGAAGAAGAAGACGAAUAUAAUGUUCCUCGGCGAUGGGCGGAGCACCACCAUCAUCACCGCCAGCAAAAAUGUUGUCGACGGGAGCACGACGUUCAACUCCGCUACAGUUGCUGUGGUGGGAGAAAAAUUCAUGGCCCGGGACAUCACUUUCCAGAACACGGCCGGGCCCAGCAAGCACCAAGCCGUGGCCCUUCGGGUGGGGUCGGAUCUAUCCGCCUUCUACAAGUGUGACGUGUUGGCCUAUCAAGACACUCUCUACGUCCACUCCAACCGCAACUUCUUCAUAAAUUGCCUCAUAGCCGGCACGGUCGACUUCAUCUUCGGCAACUCAGCCUCGGUGCUUCAAGAUUGCGACAUCCACGCCCGCCGCCCCGGUUCGGGUCAGAAGAACAUGGUCACGGCCCACGGUCGGACCGACCCGAACCAGAACACGGGCAUCGUAAUACAAAAGAGUAGGAUCGGGGCGACUUCGGACCUGAAGUCGGUCCAAGGAAGCUUCCCGACGUAUCUGGGAAGGCCGUGGAAGGAAUACGCGAGGACCAUCAUCAUGCAGUCGUCCAUAACGGACGUCAUACAGUCGGUCGGCUGGCACGAGUGGAGUGGCGAUUUUGCCCUCGAUACGCUAACUUAUGGGGAGUAUCAAAACACGGGGGCGGGGGCAUCCACGACCGGCCGGGUCAAAUGGAAAGGCUACAAAGUGAUCACCAGCUCCACGGAGGCGCAGGGUUAUACGCCGGGGAGUUUCAUCGCCGCUGGGAGUUGGUUGCCUUCAACCGGCUUCCCUUAUUCGCUAGGGUUGUGAUUUGUAUUCAUCAUAUUCGUUUCCAUUAUUGAGGCUUCAGGCCCAUAUUUAAGGCCCAUUUGAGUUGGAUUAAUAAUCCCUAAGUGUGUAAUUUAGUGGCCAGGCUUUGUGUCCAAAUUAGGAAUAAAGUGUAUUUUUGUGGCUUGUAAUAAUAUACUACUCCACUAUUCAAUAAAAAUGUAAGGGUUUUUAGCUUA